AUGACUAACGUGAGCAUUUCAACCGACCCGGCCUUUCUCACCGACGAGACACUACAUGAGACCUAUGAGCUAGAUAUUGCCGACAGGCGUGGGGAACAUGUGCGCUUCGGCGAGCUAGUGGCUGGCAAAGGAGAUUCGAGGCUCCUCGACACGAUUCCCCACCACGCUAAACCAGCCCAAAUCAUCAUCAUUGGAUGUGGCGACCAUACCUUGAUUGGCCCAUACAUGGAGGAAGUCUCGGAAGAAUUUCCCAUCUACACCGAUCCCUCGGGCACACUACAGGAGAAACUGCAGAUGACCAGGACCUGGGACGGGUUCAACGAACCGCCACCAUACUCGAGCAGGUCAUUUCCCAAUGCGCUCUUUAACGAUCUGAAACAAAGAUGGAAACGUGGAUGGGGGGCGCUAAAAGGUGGUCCUGGGAAUCAACAAGGUGGUGAAUGGAUCUUUCAAAAGGGAAAGUUGAAAUAUGCGCAUCGAAUGCAAGCAACGAACGAUCAUUUGACGGCAACGCAAUUGUUGGAUAUUUUGAAGAUGGAUGUGAUUCAGGAUCAGGAUCAGGGACCAUCGACUUCACAGGUCGACGAAGGACAAACUGAAGAUGCGGAGGAGGCGCAGAAACCAAGGCAACAGAAUGGAGCGGAAUGA
Molecule: messenger RNA, 648 nt
Organism: Penicillium verhagenii
Lineage: Eukaryota; Fungi; Ascomycota; Eurotiomycetes; Eurotiales; Aspergillaceae
Product: peroxiredoxin-like family protein
Exons: 2
Coding region: 1-648 (215 amino acids)
Source: RefSeq, a predicted model, not a curated record